UUUCUAUCAAUAUUAUAUAUGCAAGGAUUGGAAGCAGAGAGAGAGAGAGAGAGAGGUCUUGAGUGAUUGCGAAAAUGGAAUUGGAGAAGGCAGUUCAGAGAUGGGUAGUUGACAUAUCUCAGUGGAAUCCUUCUCCCCAUGAAUUCUCUUAUUCCAUGUCUUUUCUUCCCCAACACGAACACUCUUCAAUCACCAGUAGAUAUGUGAAAUCAGAAGAUCGAAAACGGGCAAUCGUGAGCAGGUUGCUUCAGUAUGCACUAGUGAAUCAAGUAUUGGGAAUCCCAUUUCAUGAAAUUCUCAUCAACCGCACUGUUGAGGGCAAACCCUAUCUCGGGGAAGGUUAUACAAUGGCCUUAGAAUCAGAAUUCCCAAAUUUCAACUUCAAUACAUCCCACCAUGGCGACUACGUGGCGAUAGCUUCAGAACCAAUAUGCAUUGUUGGCUUGGAUAUUGUUACUCAUUCUGUUCCUGUGAAAGAAACAAUUCCAGAAUUCAUUCAAAACUUUUCAUCAUACUUCACCAGAAUGGAAUGGGAUAAUAUUGUUAAUGCUGGCAAUCAUGAUAAUAUGUUAAGUGAGUUUUACAGGUAUUGGUGUGUGAAGGAAGCAUUUGUGAAGGCGAUAGGAAAUGGAGUGGGGUAUAGAUUGGAUGCUGUGGAAUUUCAUCACACUAGGUGGACCGACAUAUUUGUUAAAGUUGAUGGACAAGAAUUGAAGGAGUGGAGAUUUUGGCUUUAUGAGCUCGGGAAAGGGCAUACGGUAUCAAUUGCCAGGGGCCACCCAAGAUUUGCCACCGAGACAUACAAGAGAACAUUAAAAAGAACAGAGUUUGAUGACGAUGAGUACCAUUUAGGUCUUCAUCUUCCGGAUGGAAGUUUUGUGCUGCGAACAGUAGAGCAACUCAUCCCAGCCGCAUGUAAAACAGGUGAAAUACCCAUUCAUGUAGGAAAAGAACAUGGUAUAUGUCAAACUGAAGAAAAGCUCGCCCCAACAUUCUUGUCUGAGACAGAUUAAUUUAUAACACACGCUAACCGUUCUUGGGGUUGUUGUCUAUCCCUCUCAUUUGACGAGCAUUUGAAGCACGUCGAGGUGAUUUUCAUUUGUUUCAACUGAUGACAAAAUCACGAUCUCGAGUUUUCAAUGAAUAGUAAAAUUACUUCGAUGUUAGCCAUUGUACACUAAUAAUUGACGGACAUGAAGCUUUUUCCGGUGCCUUACCUCUCUUUUAGCUGAACAAUCAGCUUUGGUGCCAACAGAAAGAAAUGACCAAAUUUGCUA
This is a messenger RNA of Camellia sinensis, 1277 nucleotides long. The record is from RefSeq and is a predicted model, not a curated record. NCBI's taxonomy places the organism in Eukaryota, Viridiplantae, Streptophyta, Magnoliopsida, Ericales, Theaceae.